UGGCAAGAGAAACAGAAAAGGUAUGAUCUUUUGUAUCUGUUGAUUCUGUUCCUGGUCUUUCUUUUGACGGAAUCUCCAAUCCAUUUAACCCAGUAAGCAACAAACAGCACCAACAAAGAAAAUAAAAGGUGAACUACCCAUCUGGGUAUUCUGUGGUAAUAGAGCAAGAACAGAGCAGAAGAAAGAGGAAGAAGAAGAAAAGGAGGAGGUUCGACCAGAGAGGGGUGAAAAUGGGGAUAUUGUAUGAUGAUGUGGUGGUGGUUAGUCAAGCAGAGAAGCCAGGGGAUCCCACUAUUAUUACUGUCAAUUGUCCUGACAAGACUGGUUUGGGAUCUGAUUUGUGUAGGAUUAUCUUGCUAUUUAGAUUGAGCAUUACCAGAGGAGAUAUUUCCACGGAUGGAAAAUGGUGUUAUAUAGUAUUUUGGGUAGCGGGGAAGCCAACUACAAGGUGGAGUUUGUUGAAGAAGAGGCUUUUGGAGGUGUGCCCCCCUUAUUUUUCAACAUCAGGAAUACAGUUUUAUGAGUUGCAAAACCAACAAGAGAAGUCACCUGAUGUAUUUCUGUUGAAGUUCUGGUGCUUCUGCGAUCGUGAUGGUCUUUUACAUGAUGUAACUGAGGUUCUUUGUGAGCUAGAGCUUACAAUAAAGAGAGUGAAGGUUUCAACUACUCCAGAUGGGAGAGUGAUGGACCUCUUUUUCGUCACUGACACAAGGGAACUUCUUCAUACAAGAAAGCGGCAGGAGGAAGUAAUUCAGUUUUUGAAAAAUGUAUUAGGGGACACCUUGAUGAGCUGUGAGAUUGAAUUGGCUGGCCCAGAAGUUACUGCAUGUCCGCAGGGUUCCUCAUUUCUUCCUCCUGCAAUCACUGAAGAUAUGUUCCAUUUAGAAUUGCCUGAGCAACACUCAAAUGGAAUGUUUGCUAACAACCCGCUAUCUGUCACGAUGGACAACACUCUCAGUCGCUCUCACACACUUGUCCAAAUCUUCUGCAAGGAUCAUAAAGGUCUUAUCUAUGACAUAAUGAGAACGUUAAAGGAUUACAAUAUCCAGGUUUGUUACGGAAGGUUCUUUGCAAACCCAAAAGGAAACUGUGAGUUGGACUUGUUCAUAAUGCAAGUGGAUGGUAAGAAGAUAGUUGACCCGAACAAGCAAAAUGCACUGUGCGCCCGCCUGAGAAUGGAACUCUCAAGACCUCUUAGAGUGGCUGUGGUGAGCCGAGGCCCCGAUGUUGAGCUGCUGGUAGCAAACCCAGUUGAAUUGUCCGGCAAGGGCCGACCUCUUGUUUUCCAUGACAUUACCCUUGCACUCAAGAUUCUAAGAACCCGCAUUUUUUCAGUGGAGAUAGGGAGACACAUGAUCCAUGACAGGGAAUGGGAAGCAUACAGAAUACUACUGGAUGAAGCCGAUGGUUCUGCCGUUCCAAGGAAGAAGAUUGAAGAAGGUGUUAGAGAAAAACUGAUGGGUUGGGAGUAAAGCUACUUAGAUAAGUAUCUACCAUCAUUGUACAGCAUCUUAUCCUUUAGUCAUUUGAAUCUACUAACUAGUCACAAACUGGCUACAAAAUGUAGAUAAUCUUAUGCCCAAAUUAAAAUCCAGUUUCUCCUUUUUAUGUGAGAGCUGCAUUUGAUACUCA
This is a messenger RNA of Tripterygium wilfordii, 1632 nucleotides long. Its product is annotated as ACT domain-containing protein ACR10-like. The transcript is spliced from 6 exons. Bases 231 to 1472 code for a protein of 413 amino acids. The record is from RefSeq and is a predicted model, not a curated record. Lineage: Eukaryota; Viridiplantae; Streptophyta; Magnoliopsida; Celastrales; Celastraceae.